CCUUUGCCCGCACUCAAAAUGGCGGCGGGCGCGCCCGCCCUCCCUGAGGCGGGCUCUGUGUGAGGGCGCGGGAGCCGCGGCGGCCGCGGGUCCCUCAGAGCGCGGCCGGAGCCGGGCAGUGAGGUUUCAUGAGUCACGCUGGGCUGUUGGGAGUUUCUUUGGAAGAUGUACAUGUUGGUUGAAAACCGCACGAGUUCCCACCUCCAUCUGAAGAGGUCACCUGGCAUCCGCUCCUGGUCCCUCUGUGUUGGAAUAGCCUCCAUAGGUUUGGCUGCUGCUUAUUACAGUGCAGACAGCUUGGCAUGGAAGCUCUUCUAUAUGGCUGGGUGUUUCUUUGUGGCAGCACAGAACCUGGAGCAGUGGGAGGAAGCUGUAUUUGAUAAGAACAAGGGAACAGUCUGCCUAAAAACAUUCAAUCUGUACAAAAAAAUACUGACUUUGUCCAAAGGAGGCCAUGAACAAGUGGUGGCUCUGCUGAGCGAGAUCCGGGAUGUGAACGUGGAGGAGGAGACCGUGCGCUACUUUGGGAAGGGUUACCUGGUGGUGCUGCGCUUUGUCACUGGAUUCUCCCACCCCCUGACCCAGAGUGCCGUGCUGGGCUGCAGAAGUGAUGUGGAAGCAGUUGCCAAACUCAUCACUAGUUUUCUGGAGCUGCACAGAGUAGAAAGCCCACAAGAUUUCUCUCAGAGCAGCGAAACAGAGGCGAGUGAUGCAGAUGAACCACAGGAUAAAUACUAAUAGUCAUCAUGAGCUGCAGCAAGCAGAGGCUUUCACACAUCUGGAAAACACUCUGCUUGUUCUGCAGAAAAAGAAAUCCCUCACAACCUCGGCCUGGGCAUUUCUCUACAAUUUGCAAUGGGAGGAAUGUGUCUUAAUGCACCUCAUUUAGUGCUAAACUGCUUCAAGACCCACGUUCCAAGAAUUGCUGUUGUAGAGUCCAAAGCAAAUUCUGUUUCAGUUGCUCUUCUGCCUUAAUUCCUGCACGUGGACACUGCUGGCUUUUGAACUUUGUCAGUUCGCCACUGACAAACUUGCCUAGGAAUAAUUAUUUAUUGAUGGAUCAGUAUGAAAUAAUUGCUUUCCCAUUAGUGAAGCGGAGAUGCAGAUGCAAACAGCCUCUUGCUGCAAACAUCUGCUGCAGGUACAGUACAUGAAGUGUAGAGGAGUUGGAUUUGUAACUCCUGAAGCAAUGCUUUGAGGUUUGUCUUGAAAUGUUAUGACUGAAUAUAUUGCUAAAUCGGUUUUUAAGCAGCUUAAUGUAUGCAAUUAGGUGAUGCAGAGUAGUGGCACUUUUAUAUUCUCUACUACUGACUUGCCAUUAGAUACCCAUGGAAAUUUAAGUCUGAGUAGCUGUCUUGGAAUUUGGAAGAUCAGCUUGUUUAAUCUGUAACAUUGUUUUAAUUCCCUGGGACUGGCUGAGGAGCCAUGAAUAGCAAAGGGAAGAGUGAUCAUGCUGAUGAUUCACUGUCUGUGGGAUGUUCUAGAUUAACCCUGUUCUGCUUCCCUUCUGGGCAUUCACUACCCCAGGACAGAAUAACCUUUUCCUAGACCUCAAUGUUUACUAUUUUAACUGUGUGUUUAGAAAGGAAGCAAGGACAGACAUCUCUUACUUUAGGUAGGGAAAAGUCUGAUGUCAAACACCGUGGUAGCCUAGAGUUGUUUAGUAUUUCCUCACUUGAAAUACCGAAGUGCUAAAUAAUAAUUUUUUUAAGAUAGCUGGGAUAGAUUCCAUGUUUGACUUGUACCAUGUUUUACUCCAGGUGUGUGGCAUCCUCUGUUCUGACCAAUGAUUUCACAAAGAGCUAAAAUAAUAACUUUUCAAGGUA
Molecule: messenger RNA, 1826 nt
Organism: Myiozetetes cayanensis
Lineage: Eukaryota; Metazoa; Chordata; Aves; Passeriformes; Tyrannidae
Product: cytochrome b-245 chaperone 1
Exons: 7
Coding region: 166-738 (190 amino acids)
Source: RefSeq, a predicted model, not a curated record